Bemisia tabaci is the source of this 990-nucleotide messenger RNA. The record is from RefSeq and is a predicted model, not a curated record. NCBI's taxonomy places the organism in Eukaryota, Metazoa, Arthropoda, Insecta, Hemiptera, Aleyrodidae.
AUGUUCCAGGGCCAGCUGGAUCGUGAACGGGAUGCAGAGAGUGAAGCGGACGCGUGUUCGCGGUGCCUCUCGGCGGGGGCGGGGGCGGGGGAGGGCGGGGGCCUGCACGUGUCGGAGCAGCUGCGGCUGUCGCGGGGGCAGCGGAAGAAGUCGGUGCUGGUCGUCCUGGCGCUGUCCUUCCACUCUGUCUUCGAGGGGAUGGCCAUCGGUCUGGAGCGGAACCUGGACGACGCCCGCUACCUCUUCGCCGCGGUCGCCCUCCACGAGUCGACCAUGCUCUUCUGCAUCGGCCUCGAGAUGGUCGCCUCCCAGGCCGCCCCCACGCCCACCGCCACCAUCGUCCUCAACCUCGCUGCCCUCGCACUCGUCUCGCCUCUCGGCGUGGUGAUUGGGACGUUACUGACUUUGAACCAGGAAGACAUGGAUUCUUACUCGCAAAGGAUUGUAAUCGGUACACUGCAAGGCCUCGCAGCUGGCACCAUUCUGUAUGUGACAUUUUUCGAGAUGCUCGACAAGCAGAGAACUCAGGAGACUGGUAUAGUGCGAGCUACCUUCAUUCUAUGCGGUUUUAUCAUCAUGCUGUUUUUUAGCGUCAGAGGUGGUCACACCCACGCUCGACUGGAUGAGAAGAAUCUUUUCAGCCCUUGCAAUUAUUCAAAUGAUCAACAAGAGCCCCAAAUCAAAAGAUGACGAUCCCUGAUUGCGGCAGUUUAUGUAAAGUGCACGGAGGCGUUUCAGGCAUGGAAACCUGAGAAAAUUAACGAGGGGCCUUUGCAAAACUUCAUUUUCUUAACAAGAGCACAAAUCAAAACAAAAAACACAUGGCGAGGAUUCUGCCGGUUCUCUCAAGGAUAACUGUGAUAUUGACAAAUAAGAAAAGUUUCUUAACUGAUUCUUUUAAAAUAUCGUUUAAUAUGUUAGGUCUAAGAGGUCUCAAAAAUAUAUGUUUGAACAUGUAACACUUAAAAUAGUUCAAAUUAAAUAUAAAAA